AUGGGCGUCGAGACUCUCAACGAGGACACACUUACUCUCGUUGUCUCAUACCUGGGGUCCGUGGAUGCGCAUAGGCUGUCCUCCACUGCACGACUGUUCCACGGUGUCGCCAGAGUGCAUGCGCUGAAAGAUGUGACGAUCCACUCUUUCCCGAAAGUCAUCAAGUUCUGCGACUACAUGCUCCAAGACGGGCGUGACCGCUUGUCUUCGCUGCGCGCACUUAGGAUCCAAUGCUUCGUAGAAAACGAGCACCGGUUAGCUCAACAGGAGCCUCGCUUUCAUCAACACUCGGAAGGCGAGUACAGAGCCGGAGCGGGCCUCCUUGCGGACCUGUUGCAGGAAAUCCCCGACCUUCGAGUCCUGGUCCUGCACCAGGCGGAAGUGUGGAUGAUGUACGAACGGCGCAUCGUCACGGUCGUCUCCGCUAUGCGCCGUUUGGACGAACUCGGGCUCACGGACAUCGGCCCACAGGUCUCGGACACACUGCACAGUCUUCAGAGUGCGCCGCGCAAGCUCGCCCUCGCCGACGCCGUCCAAUGGUCGCUCCCACACAACUCAGUCCCACAUAUGUGGCGGCUCGAUGGCGCGAAUCUGUCCUUCCCGAGCGUACGAUCCCUGUUGAUCCGGGCCCCGCACCACCUGCCCGCUGCGCCCGACCUCGCGCGCAUCUUCCCAAACACGCGCGAGCUGGACUUCGGGGAGCUGCACACGACGCACUUUCCGGUCCUCUUUGGGCCCCAGCCGCCACACGCGAGGUUAGUCGAUUGGCCGUCACUAGAAGUCGUCCGCGCCACCGGAUUCGCGCUCAAGUGGUGGAAGAACGCGCAUCCGGUUCAUUGUCUCGAGCUGCUCAGCCCGUUAAGGAAGAUGGACAAUAGCUCAGUCGGCGUCAGGCAGCUGAACCCAGCCGCGGAGCGCGACGACGCCCUGAUGGCUGUGGCAAACGUCCAGCCGGUCGCGCUGAUAGCGAUUUUGAGUACCAGACUGGGUGACAGAUACCUCAGGCAGCUCUUCACGAAGACGCGGCGCCUGCGAUACGUCUCCGCGGAGAUCUGGGAUGUCCAUAGGUUCGAGACCUGGCUACCUGACCUAAACAAGUGGUGGAGUCUCGUCCGUGGCACUUUCUCUCGAUAUCCGCCCAUCGUGUGCCUGAAAGUGCGCUGCUCCGUGUUGAGAGAGCCACUCCCUCGAAGCGACACCGAGCAGACGGGAUCGGACCCCACUGGUGCGCCAGCGACCUACGCAGAAGCUCUCGAGGCCAUCCUCGCCGCGUUGCCUGAAUGGGCGACUUCCGUCCCGACGCUUCGCUACGUGUCGCUCGAUCUGCGGUCAACAUCGCCAGCCUUGAAGGAUCAUCGUAGAAUGACCGCCAUUGGAAAUGGCAUACCGCGACCUGAGGACGACAAAUCGGCGAAAGACGAGAAUCUACACUGGUGGCAGAUUGAGGGUGAUGGGGACGGCCGAGUGGCACAAUUGCUCGCACCUGCACAGGGAGAACGAAUCGCUGCAUUCCUCUGUUCAUCGCGGUAUGAUUGGCAGACUGACCUUGAUGCGCAGCCGAUCGUUUGA
Fomitopsis serialis is the source of this 1569-nucleotide messenger RNA. RefSeq lists its product as uncharacterized. The transcript is spliced from 3 exons. The record is from RefSeq and is a predicted model, not a curated record. NCBI's taxonomy places the organism in Eukaryota, Fungi, Basidiomycota, Agaricomycetes, Polyporales, Fomitopsidaceae. Bases 1 to 1569 code for a protein of 522 amino acids.